AUGCAGCCUUCGAGAAAGCCUGUCAAAAGGCGAAAGCUCACAGAUAAUCGCCAUAGCGACACCCACCGUCAAAAAUCACUUUCGGAUCUAUUCCGGCACCAGAACUGCCACGCCGACCAUCCUGAGAACGACUCAAGGUCUACUGUGGCUAAUCAAGCGUUGUUGAGUCAACCUGAUCAACAGCAAAAGCUAUCCCCACCCUCGAGCAGUUCUCUGGAGAUGUACAACUUCCCGACAACAAAGCCUCAUAUGAAUGGAGUCAUUGAUCUGACAGGUUCUCCUCCAUCUUCAUCGUCUUACCCCAGGAAGGCAUCUCUCAGUGCUUCUUCCCGACCGACCGCCUUCACGCCUCAUCAUGGAGCAAAGAGACUGGUAGUGAAGAAUCUUCGCACGACUCCCAAGACGGACCCUGAGCAAUACUUCCAGAAUGUCUGGGACCAGUUGGAUACAGCUCUAGCCACAAUUUUUGGCGACCAGAAUGCGAAGAAGUCACUAGAAGAACUCUAUAAGGGGGCGGAGAAUCUCUGUCGGCAAGGAAAGUCGCCCGACCUGUACACACGUCUGCGGGCAAGAUGCGAGAGUCAUCUGGCCGGCAAGAUAAGGGAAGGUCUGGCGGGGAAAGCAUUACAGCUGUCAAAUGUCGACCUCCUAUCAAGCUACUUGGAGGCCUGGAGCACAUGGAGUGGUAGAUUGGUUACUAUACGGUCCAUAUUCUUUUAUUUGGAUCAGACCUAUCUUCUGCGCAACCCGGAGAAUCCAGGGAUCAUCGAAAUGGGAUACAUCUUAUUUAAAACUCGCGUCUUCCAGGACGAGAAUCUCAAGGGCAAGAUCAUGCAAGGCGUCCUCGAAGUGAUCGAUUUGGACAGAAAAUCAAGAGGAGAUGAAAGAUCAUCAAUACUACUCAAGAAGUCGAUAGCAAUGUUUCACGACCUGGGAAUUUAUUUCAGCGACUUUGAACCCAGCUUCAGCAAACUGUCUGAGACAUUCUUUGACAAGUGGGCAGCCGAGAAGACUGGUAAUGGCGAUCUUUCAAGCUAUGCCAACGACAGCCAUGCACUGCUUGCGCGUGAAAUGACGCGCUGUGAUCUUUAUAGCUUCGAUCGCAGUACACGAGCGGGUCUGGCGCAGCAAUUCGAUCAUUUGGUGGUGGAGAUGCACCAUGACUUCUUAGUUGACGAAGACUCAGUGCUAAAGCUGCUUGAAGACAACGAUGCCACUUCCUUGGAGCGUGUGUAUUAUCUACUGGAACGCAUCCAAAAAGGUAAUGACCUAGGGCCUGUAUUUGAUCAAUACAUACGUGAAGAGGGUUGCGCCAUCGUCUUUGACGAGAAGAGAGAGUCGGAGAUGGUGGUACGACUGCUUGACUUUAAGAAGAAGCUUGACCACUUCCACAGAUAUUCGUUUCAUGGCAAUGAAACCAUUGGGAACGGUCUUCACAAGUCGUUCGAAUACUUCAUCAACAAGACCAAAAAGACACAGGCUAAUUGGGAUACUGAUAAUGCAAAACCGGGAGAGAUGAUUGCCAAACAUGUGGAUCAGCUGUUGAAAGGCGGUGUGAAGGCGAUUCCCAAGUUGGCUCCAGCCACAAAGGACACACUGGGGCCUGUGGAAGAUGACUACGAUGACGAGAAAGGAGUUGAUGAAGAUGCUGAGAUCAAUCACCAUCUCUCCUUGGCACUCGACCUGUUUCGUUUUGUGCACGGAAAAGCGGUCUUUGAGGCCUUCUACAAGAAAGAUCUGGCUCGUCGGCUCUUGAUGGGCCGUUCAGCGUCGAACGAUGCUGAACGGAACAUGCUUGGUCGUCUGAAGACCGAGUGCGGUGCCGGUUUCACGCACAACCUAGAAUCCAUGUUCAAAGAUAUGGACCUAGCUCGAGACGAAAUGGUCUCCUACAACCAGCUCCAAAACGACCGGGGCACCAAAGGAUCGGGCCCCGAUCUCACCGUGAAUGUGCUCUCAUCCGCAGCCUGGCCAUCCUACCCCGACGUCUCCGUCACCAUUCCCCCAGCAAUCUCCAAGCUGAUCUCAAACUUCGAAUCCUACUACCACCAAAAACACAGCGGGCGCAAACUCCACUGGAAACACGCCCUGGCCCACUGCCAACUGAAAGCCUACUACCCGAAAGGCAUCCGCAAAGAAAUCGUCGUCUCUGGCUUCCAAGCCAUCGUCCUCCUCCUCUUCAACGACCUCGCCGAAAACGCCACCCUCUCCUACACAGACAUCCAAUCCGCAACCUCCCUCCCCACCGCCGAACUCGACCGAACCCUCCAAUCCCUCGCCUGCGCCAAAUACCGCGUCCUAACCAAACACCCCAAGGGCCGCGACGUCAAUCCGACCGACACCUUCUCCUACAACGCGCACUUCACCGACGCCAAGACGCGCAUCAAGAUCAAUCAGAUCCAGCUGAAGGAGACCAAGGAGGAGAACCGCGAGACCCAUGUGCGCGUCGCGGCGGAUCGCCACUACGAGACCCAGGCCGCCAUCGUGCGCAUCAUGAAGAGCCGCAAGACAAUCGCCCAUGCCGAGCUGGUGGCCGAGGUCAUCAAGGCGACCAGGAGUCGCGGCGUCCUCGAGCCGCAGGAUAUCAAGAAGAAUAUCGAUAAGUUGAUGGAGAAGGAUUAUAUGGAGAGGACGGAGGGGAAUAAUUAUGCCUACGUGGCUUGA
Molecule: messenger RNA, 2664 nt
Organism: Endocarpon pusillum Z07020
Lineage: Eukaryota; Fungi; Ascomycota; Eurotiomycetes; Verrucariales; Verrucariaceae
Exons: 2
Coding region: 1-2664 (887 amino acids)
Biological process (GO): ubiquitin-dependent protein catabolic process; DNA damage response; protein ubiquitination
Cellular component (GO): Cul4-RING E3 ubiquitin ligase complex
Molecular function (GO): ubiquitin protein ligase binding
Source: RefSeq, a predicted model, not a curated record